Molecule: messenger RNA, 4851 nt
Organism: Siniperca chuatsi (mandarin fish)
Lineage: Eukaryota; Metazoa; Chordata; Actinopteri; Centrarchiformes; Sinipercidae
Gene: rab9b
Product: RAB9B, member RAS oncogene family
Exons: 2
Coding region: 214-825 (203 amino acids)
Biological process (GO): retrograde transport, endosome to Golgi; Rab protein signal transduction
Cellular component (GO): lysosome; phagocytic vesicle; late endosome
Molecular function (GO): GTPase activity; GTP binding
Source: RefSeq, a predicted model, not a curated record
GGCUUUAGGACCUCGGUUUGCCUGGGCGGUGUGCACGUGCAGCUCCUCGAUGGGUGGCGCGCACGUCACGACACUCAAUCUCAGUCAGAUGUAGGGGAGCAGGGCAGACCACGCAAUAUAGACUAUUAGGAACAGGGUUAAAUUGACCCUGGUCUGCCACCUGGUGUGGAGGCCCGUAACCCAGUGAGGAGGCCUUGCUCGGUGGGAGGAAACAUGAUGAGCGGAAAGAGCCUGCUGCUGAAGGUGAUCCUGCUCGGGGACGGUGGAGUGGGCAAGUCCUCCCUAAUGAACCGCUAUGUCACAGACCGCUUCGACUCCCAGUCCUUUCACACUAUCGGCGUGGAGUUCCUCAACCGGGACCUGGAGGUGGACGGGCGCCUUGUCACUCUUCAGAUCUGGGACACAGCAGGCCAGGAACGCUUUAAGUCCCUGCGCACACCCUUCUACCGAGGCGCCGACUGCUGCCUUCUGGCAUUCGCUGUUAACGACCUGCAGAGCUUCCAGAACCUCGGCUGCUGGAAGAAGGAGUUCAUGUUUUAUUCGGACGUUAAAGACCCCGAGCGGUUCCCUUUUGUGGUGCUAGGCAAUAAGGUAGACAUGGAGCAGAGGGAGGUGGGGGAGGACGAAGCACGGGCCUGGUGUGAAGAGAACGGCUGCUGCCCUUACUUUGAGACCAGUGCUAAGGAUGACACUAAUGUCACCGCUGCAUUCGAGGCAGCUGUCAGGGAGGUUCUGGCUGCUGAGGACCAGACUGACCAUGCACUACUGGGUAGUACUAUCGAUCUCCAUGGCAACCGCAAAACCUCUCGUGCGUCUUGCUGCUGAUUGGUCAGGUGUGAAUCCACCUUGUCUCUGGCUCAAACAUGCCGAGGAAGUUUUGAGAGCCAGUUAGAUAUUGUUUAUGGUACACAUACUGUAGGUACAAGGUACUGAGUACAGUAUCCCCAAAAGAUAAUGCUCUGAGGAGGGCCAUGUCAAGGAUUCAGCUGGUAUCUAGAUUGUUGAAUUAUUGCUCUAACUGAGGUACAGGCACACUGUAACAGGGACACACAUCCUUUGUACUCUGUCUGCUUUCAGUAGUGUUGCACAAAACAUUCUUACCCAGCUUCAGCUUUGUCUGCCUAUACAGGACGUGUAUCAAAUAGAGUGCUUUCAGAGCAUUUAUUUUAAUUGAAAUAAUUAAAGUUUUUGUUAAUACUGUGGACGAGAGAAUAUACCAAUCCUCUCUUGAAAAGCACAUUCUACCAUUGGCACAGAAACACAGUUGGUUUUGUAACUGGUCAACUGUUAUGUCCAUGAGCUGAUUUUCCCCGGUUUUAGAGGGACUUUUUUCAACAUCACAUUUUCUUGUUAUUAGAUCUUUCAGCAGAAAUGGAGAGCUAAUGUAUGUUCUGGACACAGACAAUGUCUGUGAGUUACAGUGUUCCCAAUCCAGGCAGAUUAUUGUGCUUGGGAACAUCCAACAUCAACAUGAGGAAUAUAAUUUGAGGUACGAGGAGGAAGAUACAAUGUUUUCUGCAUGCAGAAGGAAGAUGACCUUGUUUGUCUUCAAUGGGAAGGGAAUUGUGAGCUUUAAUUUUGCAGGUCUGACUGUAAGCAUUGGGUACGAGCUAUUGUGGUGCUCUUAUUCAUUUGACUGUUAUAUCUAUUACCACUGCACUACUGUGUAGCUGGAGGUGUCAGUUGUAUGAGUUAGGCAUUAUCAGAUCGCAUUUUUAUUUCCCGUGAUAUACAGUGGUGUGAAAAGGUGUUUGCCCCCUUCCUGGUUUCUUAUUUUUUUGCAUGUUUGUCACACUUGAAUGUUUCAGAUCAUCAAACUAAUUUAAAUAUUAAUAUAACACAAAAUGCAGUUUUUAAAUGAAGGUUAUUAUUAAGGGAAAACAAAAUCCAAACCUACAUGGCCCUGUGUGAAAAAGUGAUUGCCCCCUAAACCUAAUAACUGGUUGGGCCACCCUUAGCAGCAACAACUGCAAUCAAGCGUUUGCGAUAACUCGCAAUGAGUCUUUUACAGCGCUUAAGGUCAUGCCACAGCAUCUCAAUAGGAUUCAGGUCAGGACUUUGACUAGGCCACUCCAAAGUCUUCCUUUUGUUGUUCUUCAGCCAUUCAGAGGUGGACUUGCUGGUGUGUUUUGGAUCAUUGUCCUGCUGCAGAAUCCAAGUUCGCUUCAGCUUGAGGUCACAAACAGAUGGCCGGACCUUCUCCUUCAGGAGUUUUUGGUCGACAGCAAAAUUCAUGGUUCCAUUUAUCACAGCAAGUUUCCAGGUCCUGAAGCAGCAAAACAGCCCCAGACCAUCACACCACCACCACCACAUUUUACUGUUGGUAUGAUGUUCUUUUUCUGAAAUGUGGUGUUACUUUUACGCCAGAUGUAAUGGGACACACACCUUCCAAAAAGUUCAACUUUUGUCUCGUCAGUCCACACAGUAUUUUCCCAAAAGUCUUGGGGAUCAUCAAGAUGUUAACACUGACCUUAACUGAAGCAAGUGAGGCCUGCAGUUAUUUGGAUGUUGUUGUGGGGUCUUUUGUGACCUCUUGGAUGAGUUGUCGUUGCGCUCUUGGGUUAAUUUUGGUCGGCCGGCCACUCCUGUACCAUGUUUUCGCCAUUUGUGGAUAAUGGCUCUCACUGUGGUUCGCUGGAGUCCCAAAGCUUUAGAAUUGGCUUUAUAACCUUUUCCAGACUGACAGAUCUCAGUUACCUUCUUUCUCAUUUGUUCCUGAAUUUCUUUGGAUCUCAGCAUGAUGUCUAGCUUUUGAAGAUCUUUUGGUCUACUUCACUUUGUCAGGCAGGUCAUAUUUAAGUGAUUUCUUGAUUGAGAACAGGUGUGGCAGUAAUCAGGCCUGGGUGUGGCUAGAGAAAUUGAACUCAGGUGUGAUAAACCACAGUUAAGUGUUUUAACAGGUGGGGCAAUCACUAUUUCACACAGGGCAAUGUAGGUUUGGAUUUUGUUUUCCCUUAAUAAUAACAACCUUCAUUUAAAAACUGCAUUUUGUGUUUACUUGCUUACUGUGUUAUCUUUGACUAAUAUUUAAAUUAGUUUGAUGAUCUGAAACAUUUAAAUGUGACAAACAUGCAAAAAAAUAAGAAAUCAGGAAGUGGGCAAACACUUUUUCACACCACUGUAUAUACAUGGGUUUGUUUACUAACUUAAAAAUAAUACUGCUUUUGUUGCUGUUGUUGAUAAACUGCUGUUUAUUUUUCUGUGAAGCACAUUUCCUUCUGUGUUUUUUUUUUUUUUACAGACAUUGUGUGAUAUUUAAAUUAGUCUUCAUUUUAGGCUUCAGUGUUUGAUCAAGGGCUGAUUAAAGUCAUUUUUCCUGAUGAGUAGAGGAGGUUUUAAUUAGAAUUAACAUUUUUUACAAUUAUGGCAUGUUUGUAAUCCUGUGUCUGCCUUGUUGAUUGCGUGGCAGGCCUAAACAUUCCAGUCAUUUAGCUUUGCCUAUUCUGAAGGUCUCCUGUGCUUUAUCAAUAUAUUACAUACACCUUGUGCUGUCAUGUCAGUCUGGUAGGUCUCAGCUCAGUGUGAAAUAGCCUGAGUGCAAGAAUAGGCCGUUAGCACUAAUGUUUUCAUUGUGCAUCACCUCUCCUGUCCAUUCAUACAGUAUUGAGUGAAACACACCACUGAAUAUUCUGACAACUUAAUGUUUACUUUAUUUUCAGUUGGACGGUAUUUUACUUUUAUUUCAAUGUUUUUACAAUUUUACUUACAUAUGGUUUUGUCCCUUUGGUUUUGCUGCGAUUGGCCAGAGGGCAUUGUUGUUUGCCUGAAUGGUUCGAGAAAAUAAUAUGCCUGAUAUUCAAUGCUUCAAACUGAGUUUAAUAUCAGUAUUUUAAUUGCUGCUGGAAUAGUAUUUUAUAUUUAGGCUACUCAAACAACCAUACCUGUUGCAUAAACAAGACAAAAUGUUUUCAUCUUCUGAUUGCACAAAGUCGCUAUAAUUCUCAUUAUCUGUCUGUUCUCAUACCCUUUUCCUGUUAUGUUGGAGGUCUUGUGUAUUCUUUUAGCCCGAGAUCACAUUAUUUGCCUUUCAAGUCAAAAAUUGCAUCAUAUUUCAGUGGGCGUGCAGACUAAUGGUGAACAUUACUUAGAGCUUCACUGUGAAGGUGAACCGAAUCCAUUCAGGUACAGUCAUAUUUACUUAUUACAUGGUUCUUUGGUUUAAUGUAGUCUUAUGAUAAAUAGUUUGUUCAUAUGAUUACUGUUAAAGUUUUAAUAUGGUGUGUUAAAUACUGGUACUCAUAGUGUAUGAGAGAAACUUUAUUAACUGUGAACUGAGAAGGGCAUUUUAACAAAAUCAAGGUGGUAGCCUACAUUAAUUCAAAGCAAAAGUGAGGGCUGUUAGCUUAUUAUAUUUUUCUUUACUGUAACAUUCAGUUUUUGUCCUGUUCAGAUAAUGUAGCCUACCACAGUGUUUACCUGAAAUCUAACUUACCUGAGAAUCAGUAGGUACAUAUAAGCUGGUUGCAUAACCCUACAGUAUGUUGCUGUCUUAUAUCACUGCAACCCAGUCUAAUGUCAGUAUUUUUUUUAAUGUUGCUGUAAUAUUUAUGAAUGUAAAAACUAAUUUCUUUGGGCCGUCCAUAUUAAUGGCUUAUGUAAAUUGCAAAGGGCAUUCAUUUUAUAAUAAUGUACAAAAUUACACUGAACGUCUGUUUCAGCCUCAGCACAUGUGAUUUAAGCUGCGUGAAAAAUAGACUGUUCAUCUUGAUUAUGUGUUGAUCUAAUGGACAAUUCCCCUUACUCCUCUCUUUGCACUACGGAGGAUAAGACUGGGUGUGCCAACAAGCUGGCAAAGUUGUGCAUACUCUCCAGUGCUUGGCUUCAAAUAAAACAUGCAACAUACCAAAUGGA